UUAUUCUUUGGAGUUUGGAGACGUCGACGGCAUCGGAACAAAAAUCCGCUGCGGUCCGCUCUCUCCCCGACCGUUGGUAUUCUUCACUCUCUCUCUCUCUCCCCUGAUUCAUAGCAGACAGAGAGAGAGAGAGAGAGAGAUGGGAGCGGAGAAGACGAGCAGCUACUCUACUCGGGUUCCUCCGUCGCCGAUGUCGUCUCCUUCUUCUUCUUUUUGGUCUCGUUGGGUUUCUGAUUUCUUCACCUCUGCUCUCAGAGUGAAGGCAUUGCCUUCCUCUGCUUCCAACGCCCCCUCCGGCGACGCCCUUGACCGCCGACUCGGCCUCCUCGACCUAGUCCUCCUCGGCCUCGGCUCCUCCAUCGGCGCCGGUAUCUUCGUCGUCAGUGGCACCGUCGCCCGCGACGCCGGCCCCGGAGUUACAAUUAGUUUCAUACUCGCCGGAGCUUCUUGUGUUUUGAAUGCACUUUGUUAUGCUGAGCUAGCUUCUUGUUUGCCUGCUGUUGUUGGGGGAGCAUAUUUGUACACAUACACAGCUUUCAAUGAGCUCACUGCUUUCCUUGUUUUUGCACAACUGAUGCUUGACCAUCACAUUGGGGCAGCCAGUAUAGCACGAAGCUUAGCGAGCUAUGUGAUUACUGUAUUGGAGCUUUUUCCCUUUUUUAGGGAAAACAUUCCAAGCUGGAUUGGACAAGGUGGCAAAGAAUUUUUCGGAGGAGCUCUAUCUAUCAAUAUAUUGGCUCCGAUUCUCUUAGUACUCUUGACAGUUGUUCUAUGUCGAGGUGUUGGAGAAUCUUCUGCUUUAAACUCAUUUAUGACAGUAACAAAGGUAAUUAUUGUUAUUUUUGUCAUUAUUGUUGGUGCUUUCGAGGUUGAUGUUUCAAAUUGGACUCCUUUUGCUCCAAAUGGUUUUGGAGCAAUAUUGACUGGAGCAACCGUUGUGUUUUUUGCAUAUGUUGGAUUUGAUGCUGUUGCUAAUUUAGCUGAAGAAUCUAAAAGACCGCAGCGUGAUUUACCGAUAGGCAUCCUGGGAAGUCUUCUUAUUUGCGUUGCAUUAUAUGUCAGUGUCUGCUUGGUGAUCACUGGAAUGGUACCUUAUAUGUUCCUUGGGGAAGAAGCUCCUCUGGCUGAAGCUUUUACAUCCAAAGGCUUGAAAUACGUUACAGUUUUAAUCAGCAUAGGUUCUGUUGCAGGACUAACAACUACCCUUCUGGUUGGCCUUUAUGUUCAGUCACGGUUAUAUCUUGGGCUUGGAAGGGAUGGUUUACUCCCUUCUAUAUUUGCUAGGGUACACCCGACACGCCACACUCCUAUUCAUUCUCAGGUCUGGGCUGGUAUUGUUGCUAGCAUCUUGGCUGGGCUAUUUAAUAUCCACGUGCUGUCACACAUACUCUCAGUUGGUUCAUUGACAGGCUAUUCUGUUGUGUCAGCUUGUGUGGUAACCCUUCGAUGGAAGGAUAAGACAGGAAGUCAAGUUUCUACCAGGUGGACCUCACCCUGGCGGGAAGGAGUCAUUUGCCUCAUUAUAAUUGCCUGUUGUGGUUUCAGUGCCGGACUUUUCUAUCGCAUCAAUGCUUCGUUUGUUCUUCUGCUUAUAGCUGUAGUUAUAGCCAUCCUUGCUUCUGCUGCUCUCUAUUGCCGCCAAGUCUAUGUCAACCCACCUGGUUUUUCUUGUCCAUGGGUUCCCGUUUUGCCAGCCAUUUGCAUCUUCUUUAAUAUCUUCUUAUUUGCUCAGUUGCACUAUGAAGCAUGGGUGAGAUUUGUAAUCCUCAGUAUUAUUUCAAUUGGUAUUUAUGCAUUUUAUGGGCAGCAUCAUGCUGAUCCUUCAAGUUCAAACGAGACCAUUAUUUAUUAUAGGGCACCUGUGGAAGCAGAUCACGGUUAAACAUUUCUUAUCCUGCAGUGUGGCUUGUUAAUUGUUGCACCUAUUAUCUGAUUUAAAGCCUGAGUCAGAAUAUGUAUAGGUUGCAGUCAGCUGUGUCAUUAGGCAUUUAUUUAUCUUAUGGGGGAGGGGGGAGACGAUGCGCAGCAUGAAUCUUAUACUUGUCAAAUGCUUUGCUGGGGAGCCCAAUUGUUGGGGACUAGUGAUGGAAAUGUACAUGUGUAGAGUUUGAGAAAGGGGUGGGGGGGGACAAAGCAGCUAUAUUGUGCAUCCCAUGGAGACGUAAUCUGUCAAUGCAUCAUGAACUAUUGUUGUUGUUGUUAUUUGAUAAUAAUGUAUGUAGUGUUUUCUGUUUUUAGUA
Molecule: messenger RNA, 2240 nt
Organism: Malania oleifera
Lineage: Eukaryota; Viridiplantae; Streptophyta; Magnoliopsida; Santalales; Ximeniaceae
Product: cationic amino acid transporter 9, chloroplastic-like
Exons: 8
Coding region: 140-1882 (580 amino acids)
Biological process (GO): amino acid transport; transmembrane transport
Cellular component (GO): membrane
Molecular function (GO): amino acid transmembrane transporter activity
Source: RefSeq, a predicted model, not a curated record